AUGGACGAGUCCCCUUCCAUCAGAAGCGUAAUCACCUCCUACCACGAAUUGAAUCCCACUGUCCUCGACGAGCUGGCCGAGCAGCCCACCGCCCUGGACUUUAUGCGCUAUGUCAGCACGAACCGCGGAUUUAUCGUCCGGAGAGGUGCCAAGGACUGGGAUGCGCUCAGGAAAUGGGACGCGGCAUACUUGCGUGACGCGAUGAAGGGCCGAGACGUCAAGGUCGCUGUCACGCCGCAUGGAAAUGCCGAUGCCGUGGUUGCGGACGAGGCCGGCAGACUGCUCUUCGUCGAGCCGUAUGAGGUGAACGAGCCUUUUGAAACUUUCCUCUCUGUCGUGCAGGAGGAUUCGCGCUCGCAAGACCGAUCCCGUGGACGGAAUGUCAGAUAUGCUCAGACACAAAAUGGCAAUUUGCCUUUCGAAUAUGCCAAUCUUGCAGGAGAUGUACCCACUCAUAUUGCCUUUGCAACCGAAGCCUUGGGACAGGAUCCAGAUGCCGUGAACUUUUGGCUUGGAAAUGAUCGAUCCACGACUUCUCUGCACAAGGACAACUAUGAGAACAUCUACGUGCAAGUUCGAGGACAGAAGCACUUUAUCUUGCUGCCACCUAUCGAAAUGCCUUGUGUGAAUGAGUCGCCACUUUCGUUUGCUCGCUAUCGACCUACGGAAGAUGAUGGAGAAGAUCUUGUCGUGGAGACCAACAAAGAUAUCGGGCCGACACCAGUACCAUUGUGGGAUCCAGACGAGCCUGAACUUCGACCAACAGUCUACUCCAAAUACUCCAAACCGCUGAAAGUCACUCUCAAUGAAGGCGACAUGAUGUACUUGCCUGCCAUGUGGUACCACAAGGUGGGGCAAGGCAAUGGAGAUGAGGGUUUUGCGUGCUCGGUGAACUACUGGUACGACAUGGACUUCAGCGGCAGCUUCUGGAGCAGCAAUGCAUUUGUCCGAGAUGUGUACAAUGCCAGCUUGACGAGUGUCUCGUAUCCGGCCUUGGACAUGCAAGAUGAGUGA
Messenger RNA from Zasmidium cellare ATCC 36951, 1014 nucleotides. RefSeq lists its product as uncharacterized. Gene Ontology annotation, molecular function: 2-oxoglutarate-dependent dioxygenase activity. The coding region runs from base 1 to 1014 and encodes 337 amino acids. The transcript has 4 exons. The record is from RefSeq and is a predicted model, not a curated record. NCBI's taxonomy places the organism in Eukaryota, Fungi, Ascomycota, Dothideomycetes, Mycosphaerellales, Mycosphaerellaceae.